AAAAAGUCACAAAAUAAGUAACCCUAAAAGAAGAUUGAAAAUAUUCACAUUGAAGAAACAUUUAUGGACAGAACAGACUCUAAGGGAAUGAAGGAUUUAACCUCAGCCUGCAUUGUACAAGACAGAGAAUAUCAUACCAAGUCACUGCAACAAAGAGGAGGGGAAACACCCCAAACCAAUUAAAAAAACUUAUUAUGUAUCCACAGACUGACCUAAGAAGACUAAUUUAAAGACAACAGAGAAGGGUGGAUGUUUGCCAAGAAUUAAGUUCACUUACAUGAGGAUUCAUGUUAUAAGUCACACCCAUCUUCAGAUUUUUGGCCACAGUGAUUGAAGUUUGAGAAGAUAACGAGUAACUGAAAAAAAGGUUUUUAAUGGACAGCCUGAGAUAGUCCCAGAAGUCAUGCUACAAUCUAGGUCCAGUCCCAAGGACAGAAGAUCUGCACAUUGGAGAAGAGAACGGCAGCUCAUGGUUUCAACUGAGAGAGACAGAAGCCAAUCUUCUAGCAACACCCUAAGAAACAUUGUUAUGAACUUCAGAGCAGGAACAGGCCACUGAUCAGAUGCAAACAGAAUCUUUACCUUCAUGUCCCAACACUGUGUCACCAGUGAGGUUAAACAAUCUGAUCGGUUCUCCAAGGUUCGGAACAGUCACUCCAAAUCGUGUCUUUGUUGGAGGAAUUGAUUUUAAGACUAAUGAAAAUGACCUGAAGAAGUUUUUUGCUCAGUAUGGCAGUGUGACAGAAGUGAAGAUAAUAAAUGACAGAGCUGGAGUGUCAAAGGGGUAUGGCUUUGUUACAUUUGAAACCCAAGAAGAGGCACAGAAGAUUUUGCAAGAUGCUAAAAAGCUCAACUAUAAGGAUAAGAAAUUGAAUAUUGGACCAGCAAUAAGAAAACAAGUGCGGAGCCCUAAUGCUCGUUCUGCUGUGACACCACAAGCUGGUACAAUGUAUGCCACUACUGCUGUAUCACCAGAAGCUGGUACAAUGUACUUGACCACUUCCAGUGGAUAUCCAUAUGUUUACCAUAAUGGAGUGGCUUAUUUUCAUACAUCUGAAGUCUCUCCUGUUCAGCAGCCAUGGCCAUCUCGCUCUGUUUCCAGUUCACCUGUGAUGGUUGCUCCACCAGUUUAUCAGUCUCCUACGUACCAUUAUCAGGCACCAACACAGUGUCUUUCAAGUCAGUGGCAGUGGUCUGUUCCACAGUCUCCUACCUCUUCACCUCCACUCCUGUACCUGCAACCAUCUGAAGUCUUUUAUCAGCCAAUAGGAAUUAACCAGGAAGGUGGAUGUAUAUCUCCACCUCUCCUAAUGGAAGCUGCAGUUCCUGAGCUGUAUUCUGAUCAUGGAGUUCAAACCCUACAUCACCAGCCCUAUGUCCAGAGUCACAUAGCCAUGCCUGCAGCUUCCUUCCUGUGUGGCUGAGAUCCAUCAUCACCAUAGGAGCUAGCAGCUGCCAGUUGUGGCAUUUGGGGAAUUGAGGUUGCAUUCUGUGAGAAGAAAUGUUCUGCAUCAUUCGUCUGUGAGUCUGAAACCUCAGUAUGCAUCAAGUCAUCAGUUGCCUCCUAGAAAAGAUUACAGAAUGGAAGCUAAAACUUUACACCACCUUCUACAGAUGCUGUAAAACACUGGGGUUUUUAGCUCUGCAUUUUGCUAAAAUACUUCAUCACAGAGAGAGUAUGUUCUUCCUAACUUCUGAUAUUUCCUUGCAGGUUCCCCAGUUAAAAUACCGCUACUCUCUGUCAAGUAAUAGCUUGAAAUUUUGUAGUUUGGUCAGGUAAAACCACAUGAAAUAAUAAUUUUUUCCCUGCACUUCCCUUCUUAAUACAAACCCUGUUACAGGACAAGAAGGUGAUUUCUGAAACAGACUACUGUAUGUAUUCCAGUUACUAGCCCAGACUGAAAGCCAACAUACUUCUACUGAAGAGAUAAUGUCACCUUUAAUUUCUGGUUUACAUAAACUUUAAAGAUUAGUUACAAAGUUGAAGCCGUUUUGCCACAUACAGCAUUUUUGUACUGUGGAUAAAAUCUGAUUAUUUAAAUCCAUGUGAAUUUCAUUUCCAUUCCAAAAUAAUUUGUCUGCCUUAAUUCUUCUUG
Molecule: messenger RNA, 2096 nt
Organism: Melospiza melodia melodia
Lineage: Eukaryota; Metazoa; Chordata; Aves; Passeriformes; Passerellidae
Gene: BOLL
Product: boule homolog, RNA binding protein
Exons: 15
Coding region: 564-1424 (286 amino acids)
Biological process (GO): positive regulation of translational initiation; 3'-UTR-mediated mRNA stabilization
Cellular component (GO): cytoplasm
Molecular function (GO): mRNA 3'-UTR binding; translation activator activity
Source: RefSeq, a predicted model, not a curated record